UGUCCAAGUCACACAGAGCCACAGAGUCUCACAGGUGUCUGAGAAUUCCUCCUCCUGGGACUCUCAGGGGAUCCAGAACUGCAGCCGGUCCUUGCUUUGCUGUCCCUGUCCCUGUCCAUGUAUCUGGUCACGGUGCUGAGGAACCUGCUCAUCAUCCUGGCUGUCAACCCUGACUCCCACCUCCACACCCCCAUGUACUUCUUCCUCUCCAACCUGUGCUGGGCUGACCUCGGUUUCACCUUGGCCACGGUUCCCAAGAUGACUGUGGACAUGCAGUCACAUAGCAGAGUCAUCUCUCAUGUGGGCUGCCUGACACAGAUGUCUUUCUUGGUCAUUUUUGCAUGUAUAGAAGACAUGCUCCUGACCGUGAUGGCCUAUGACUGCUUUGUAGCCAUCUGUCGCCCUCUGCACUACCCAGUCAUUGUGAAUCCUCACUCUCUGUGUCUUCUUCAUUUGGUGUCCUUUUUCCUUAGCCUGUUGGAUUCCCAGCUGCACAGUUGGAUUGUGUUACAAUUCACCUUCUUCAAGAAUGUGGAAAUCUCUAAUUUUGUCUGUGAGCCAUCUCAACUUCUCAACCUUGCCUGUUCUGACAGUGUCAUCAAUAGAAUAUUCAUGUAUUUCGAUAGUACUAUGUUUGGUUUUCUUCCCAUUUCAGGGAUCCUUUUGUCUUUCUAUAAAAUUGUCCCCUCCAUUCUAAGGAUGUCAUCAUCAGAUGGGAAGUAUAAAGCCUUUGCAACCUGUGGCUCUCACCUGGCAGUUGUUUGCUUAUUUUAUGGAACAGGCAUUGGCGUGCACCUGACUUCAGCUGUGGCACCACCCCCCAGGAAUGCUGUGGUGGCGUCAGUGAUGUACGCUGUGGUCACCCCCAUGCUGAACGCUUUCAUCUACAGCCUGAGAAACAGGGACAUUCAAAGUGCCCUGCGGAGGCUGCGCAGUACAACAGUCGAAUCUCAUGAUCUGUUCCAUCCUUUUUCUUGUGUGGGUGAGAAACGGCAACCACAUUAA
Messenger RNA from Gorilla gorilla gorilla (western lowland gorilla), 1005 nucleotides. RefSeq names its product olfactory receptor 7E24-like. The transcript has a single exon. The record is from RefSeq and is a predicted model, not a curated record. Lineage: Eukaryota; Metazoa; Chordata; Mammalia; Primates; Hominidae. Gene Ontology annotation, molecular function: olfactory receptor activity. Gene Ontology annotation, cellular component: membrane. Bases 118 to 1005 code for a protein of 295 amino acids. Gene Ontology annotation, biological process: G protein-coupled receptor signaling pathway.